UUUACAAAAGUAUACAAGGGUAGAAUGUGCGCUAGGAUUGAUGUGGUACAUUUCUUCUAUGAAAACCAAAUUCAGCAAUUUCUUGCUUUUCAUUAAUCCACGUAAUGCUUGUUAGACAUGGCUUGAGCUGGAAGUAGUUAAAACAUUCCUUUCACUUUCACAAUUGCUGUUCAAGCCCUGCCCCUGUGAAGAUUUUCUGUACUGUAGGUGGGUGCUUCAGUACAAGGGCUUGCAGUUUUCUUCAGACGAUACCAGAAAACUUGGAAUUAAGGAGUUAUAAAGCCAGCUGUGGUAUUAGUGACUGAUAAAAAACAGAAGGAUCCAUGCUAAAGCGAAGAAAAGUUACACUCAUUACCUGCACAAAGGUGACGGUGAUCAGUCCUGAAGGCAAAAAAACUUCAUACAGUCGUGUCUUAAAGAGUCAAGGUUCAAAGAGGAUGGCUUACAAACAUAAUCAGCAGAACAGCUCAAGAGUACAAGAAUGCUUAGAGUAUGGUCUAAAGGCCAGCUCCAGUAAUGAGACAGAUACACUGAAAACAAUUCAACCAAAGAGUAAACAUACUAAAAGUUCUGAAAUCAGUAAGAGUUCCCAUAAUGGCAGCUCAGUCAAAAAAGAGUGGCCUGAAUGUGGUAGUUCACAGAGUUUUUUGACCAGCUCUGAAAGAGAUGCACCGAAAAUGAUGACUCAUCCAGUGGGAGUACAUACUAUGAGUUCUGCAGACAGUAUGACUGCCCAGCAACAAACAGACAAGACAGAACUAUGGAGUAAGAACAUGGACAAGAGCUGUUUAGGUGAGGAUGCAUCCAAUCUGAAAAGGAAUUAUGGAAGAAAUUCACUGCAAAAUCUCACUCCUUCAUCGAACCACACCAUAUUGGUAGAGGUUACAAGUGUGAGGGAAAACAGUCAACCACGGGCAUUUAAAAAAAUGACUCCAGAUGCAUGGAAUGCAAAUUAUGUGAAGAUGCCAUUUUCAGAUCACAGCAGUUAUGAGAAACGUUCAUUUAUGGUAAGAUAUGUAUUAUUUUCAUUAUUAGUGUUUUGUGUUCCAAGAUAUAAUAAAAUCAGCAUUGAAGAUUAUUUUGUAGAGUCUUUGAGGACUGAGGUCUGCAUUAGGAUAAUGUGUGGGAUGCAUAAUAAGAGCUGGAAAAUGCAGAUGAAGCCCUUCCGUAAGAGAAUGUCUGCACGUUGUUAA
Molecule: messenger RNA, 1193 nt
Organism: Protopterus annectens (West African lungfish)
Lineage: Eukaryota; Metazoa; Chordata; Ceratodontiformes; Protopteridae
Exons: 5
Coding region: 324-1193 (289 amino acids)
Source: RefSeq, a predicted model, not a curated record